This is a messenger RNA of Sorex araneus (European shrew), 321 nucleotides long. Its product is annotated as cytochrome c oxidase subunit NDUFA4. The record is from RefSeq and is a predicted model, not a curated record. NCBI's taxonomy places the organism in Eukaryota, Metazoa, Chordata, Mammalia, Eulipotyphla, Soricidae. The transcript has a single exon. Bases 61 to 309 code for a protein of 82 amino acids.
CCCAGGCCUUGCGCGUUUGCUCUUCUCCUCCUACCUGGUUUUUAGGCCUCUGCCGCAAUCAUGCUGCGCAUGAUUGUCAGCCAGGCUAAGAAGCAUCCGAGCUUGAUUCCCCUCUUCGUCUUUAUUGGAGCUGGAGGUACUGGUGCAUCGCUGUAUAUCACCCGCCUGGCCUUGUUCAAUCCUGAUGUCAGUUGGGACAGAAAGAAUAACCCAGAGCCCUGGAACAAACUGGGUCCAAAUGAUCAAUACAAGUUUUUCGCAGUGAAUGUAGAUUACAGCAAACUGAAGAAAGAAGGUCCAGACUUCUAAACAAAAUGUUCC